UAGUAAAUGUAUUAUCAGAUUCGUUGUAAUCAAAUCUAAUAUGGACACACCUUGAAAAUUUGACCCAAAAAACGUCACUGAUUAUACUUAUUUUAUAUUUAGCAGUAGUUGUAGUAGUAGCAAAUAGCGACAAUAGUGAUGAAGAAACUGGAAUUUUCACUUUGACAUAUGGAAUGAUGACUAGUUUUUCGUUAAGUUCUCCCAAAAAUAUAAACUAAAAUAUUUACAUUUUGUAGGUUUGAAAAAUUCAAACGAAUUUUGUAUUCACUAAUUGGAGAAACUUAAGAUUUCUCAUCUGUCAAAUUUAUUUUAGAAGAACUAUAAGCACUCACUUAUUAAAAUUUACCUUGAUCAGUAAAAUAGAUAAUUUUUUUAAAUAAAAACAUGUAACAACUGUUUUCUUGGGACUUUCUCUUAGGUGCUUACACGAAUAUGUGGAUGUUUACACAGAGGUGGAACUUGGCAAAAAUAACAAGGAUUUGGUCGACUCUCCGUUUGACGGCAGAUACUGUGGUGAAUCACCGCCCAAAGACAGAAUGUCUUUGUACAGAACCUUAGGGUUUAGUUUCUAUACAGACAAGAAUACGACUUCCUCAGCAUUGUUUGAAGGUCAUUAUUACUUCGUCGAUGAAUCUAUGUAUCAGUUUGAAACGGCGAAGCGAAAUAGUCUAUGCUCAUUUAUAUUCCACUCAAACAAAAACGAACAAGGUAUAAUCGUGACACCAACGUAUCCCGCAAUAUACCCAUUAGGUUUACAAUGUACGUACCUGUUUCUUGGACAACCCGGCCAAAGAUUACAGUUGGAGUUCAAUGAUUUUGAUAUAACCUCUGGCGGGCAGCAUUGCCCCUUCGACGUAGUCAGUAUAUACGACGGCAACGAUACAAGCAGUCCAUUGAUCGAAAAAUAUUGUGGCCAACAUCGCAAUUUGGUUGUGUAUUCCACCGAGGAACAGCUUUACAUGACAUUUGAUACCCUUGAGAGAGCAACAAACCCACAACGUCGAGGAUUCAAAGCGAAAUUCAAGUUCAGCCAGGACUUUGUUACGUUAGAUUUCAUUGAGAAAAAAGACGGUGAGCACAUCCGAGGUACGGAAUGCGAUCAAAAAGUAUUGAGCAAGAAGGCGUCGUCCGGAUAUAUUUACAGUCCGAAUUAUCCACUUCCAUAUAUGAAAAACGUCGUUUGCCGAUAUUUCAUAUACGGUAUAGAAUCUCUACAAGAUUUGGAAAUAGUCAAAUUAGAAUUUCUUUCUUUGCAUAUACCCAAGACAGACCAAACGGACCAGAGUUGCACUGAUGGCUACUUGAGAUUAUACCUGAAAGGUCAGGAAGAAAAGAAUAAAUACGACUUGUUCGACCACGAAAUUUGUGGCGAGCAGACUUACAAUAAGGUGUUUCAGAGCGAUGGUCCUAGGCUCGCUCUGGUCUUCAGUAGCGAAAACAUAGAAGGUCGAGGUUUUAAAGCCAAAUUUACUUUCAUACCAGUAGAGUACCUCGUGCCGGGAACCCCGGCAACAGACAGUUCGUGCCAUUAUAGUUAUCGUAGCUCUUGUAUUAAACAAGGAUACUUUAAUUCGCCCAGACAUCCGUACUACUAUCCAAACGGGUUGGACUGUACGUUUAUCUUCUAUCUAUCGUCUGAUGAACAGAUCACUUUGAUAUUCGAUCACUUCAAAAUCAAAACCACCAAAUCUAACACAUCAAUCGCCCAAUACGGAGUAACGGUUUGUACCGAAGACUGGCUAGAGAUUUACACAGUUCAUGAGAACAACGUGGACCAAUUUAUGGGCAGAUACUGUGGCAGGACGACACCCGGACCAUUAGAGUCGGACUUGGGAGCUGUAGGCUUAAAAGUACUAAUGCACACAGACUCCAAAGGCGUUUACACGGGCUUCAAAGCUAGAUAUUUUUUCAAAGACGCCAAACCAAUAAUCGGCGACUGUGGCAGUAAGAUCAGUUAUUUACAUUCCGGAAAAAUACUAAGUCCGAAAUUCCCAAAGAGAAUUAAUUCAUUGCCAAAAGGAAUGAUAACAAUGACGUGUAAUUGGUUCAUUAAUGUUAGGCCUGACCAUAAAGUAUUGUUCAAUUUUAAUUCAUUCGCGGUAGAAGGAAACCCUUUAACUAAAGGGUGUGGAAUAGCAGUGGUAAAAAUUUGGUCGUCAGCUGGAAAUCCGCCGUUAGAACUUUGCGGCAAGAAACUAACCGAUUCAUGGCAAUUUUUGUCACACUCCAAUCAACUCAAUAUCAGCUUUACAGUAGCUGGGAAAUCAGAUAUGGGCAGCAUUUUUUAUGCAAACUGGAAUGAAGUGACGGAACGCGGUGGUAAAAUUCACAAAGUUGUAGAAAAUAUACCUAGCCUUGGCUCAAGAACGUAUUUGAUGGACACCAAGCAGACACAACACUGGUUAUUUUGGCUGCAAAUUGUUAUACUAUACAUUAAGGCAAUAUGGCAGUGAAAUUGCUAACUUUCUUGUUUUUCAUCCUACGCUUUCGAACUUUUUUCCCCUAAUUCCCCUUUGAAAAAAAAAUUGUUUAAAUUAAAAGUUAGCAUAAGCAAGCUCCAAAAGUGUACAACUUGUCUAAAAAGUGCAAAAACUUGCACUUUAACAUUCAGAGCGAAUUUUUCGACCCAUCCACAUGUUCUUUACAUCCCAGAGGGCAAAAAAAAAUGUUUAAAAAAAAAUCGAACAUUUUUAAGUUUUUCACUACCAUAUCGCCUUAACACGUAUGGAAGCGGACACAGGGUCAACAUAUUGUAAAGUAUAGACUCGGGAAAAGGGUAUAAAUUGUUUAUAUAAUAAACAAAGUUAUGAGAUAUGUAUAACUCCAAUUAAUACAUAAUACACGGUAGGUAGGCUGUUAAAAUUAUAUACUCAAUAAAAUAUAUGAUGUUUAACAUAUAUUCUAAAAUAUACAUAAAUAAAACCUAAUUUAUUGUUAAUCCCAUCUUACCUUACUUUUGUCAAUUACAUGAAUAACCGUUAUGUACCUCUACGCUGUUUGCUCAAUCGCGAUAAAUUCUCAUUAGGCAAUAUUAAAUUACCAUAUACUCAUGAGUGAUUUAUUUAGGAUAAGACACACAUUUUCUAUUAAAAUAAUAGCAAUUUUUUAGUUUUUCUUUUUAGAGAAACUUUAGUUAAUGUUUUAAAUUUAGGAGUGUAGUAGAGUAAUGCACACAGAUAAAAAUAAAUAAUAAUACUACACUCUUCUUUCAGCCUUACAUUUUUAACUUAAAUAACUUUGGAAGUAACUAUCCAAAACUGGCUAGCUACCAGUCAAAAU
Molecule: messenger RNA, 3279 nt
Organism: Adelges cooleyi (spruce gall adelgid)
Lineage: Eukaryota; Metazoa; Arthropoda; Insecta; Hemiptera; Adelgidae
Product: cubilin-like
Exons: 11
Coding region: 537-2453 (638 amino acids)
Cellular component (GO): plasma membrane
Source: RefSeq, a predicted model, not a curated record